Molecule: messenger RNA, 756 nt
Organism: Fusarium vanettenii 77-13-4
Lineage: Eukaryota; Fungi; Ascomycota; Sordariomycetes; Hypocreales; Nectriaceae
Exons: 2
Cellular component (GO): membrane
Source: RefSeq, a predicted model, not a curated record
CUAUACUCUUACAAUCCCGCUCAACCACCAGCCUACGCUUUCCUAGCCCUCUUCGGAACAGCAGCCGUCACUCACUUCAUCCUCAUGUUUCCCUACCGAGCGGCAUUCCCCAUCCCUAUGAUCAUAGGAUCUGGCAUGGAAUGCGCUGCUUACUGGUUUCGAUCUCGAUCUCACGACAACCUUCGGCAAACGCUCCCCUUCCUCUUACAAAACCUACUCAUGCUCGUCGCCCCACCAUUCCUCGCCGCAACGCUGUACAUGUCUCUCAGCCGAAUUACACGAGCACUCCGAGCAGAGGAACUAUCUCUUAUCAGCCUCCGAUGGAUAACAAAGCUUUUUGUUCUGGUUGAUCUCGCAUGUUUCGCAACUCAGACCGCCGGCGCCAUCAUGUCCGGAAGCGAAGUCCUCGAUGAAGCAAAGCGAGGCAAAACCAUCAUCAUCUGCGGUCUGAUUCUUCAAAUCGCCGCCUUUGCCUUGUUCCUUCUCUGCAUCCUCGUUCUGCAGGUCAGAGUAAAGUCAUGCCCUACGAGCCACUGUCUCGCAGGAGUCUUGUCCUACCGCCGCUAUCUCGUUGGUUUGUACUGUACGAGCGGCCUCUUUCUGGUUCGAAACAUUGUCCGCAUCGUUGAGUACAAUCAGGGUGGUGAUGGGCCCUUGCUUUCCAACGAAGUUUUCCUCUAUAUUUUCGAUGGAUGCUUCAUGCUGGGCAUUACCGUGAUUAUUAUCGUCUUGCAUCCCGGCAGGCUUGUAAAACAG